AUGGCCAUUGCUCCAAUUACCGGUACUUUAAGAAAAAAAAUUAUAACGGAUAUCUCCGUUGGCUUCGGCAUUGGCUUCUUGCUGGCUGGUCUCUACUGGAGAUACGAGCACAUGCCUAUAGUCCAAAAAAGAGAUGCCUUUUACGCUAAGUUGAAGGCCGAGAAAGAAGCCGAAGAUUCUGUCUGA
Messenger RNA from Metschnikowia bicuspidata var. bicuspidata NRRL YB-4993, 186 nucleotides. It is a transcript of the gene COX9, whose product is annotated as cytochrome c oxidase subunit VIIa. NCBI's taxonomy places the organism in Eukaryota, Fungi, Ascomycota, Pichiomycetes, Serinales, Metschnikowiaceae. The record is from RefSeq and is a predicted model, not a curated record. The coding region runs from base 1 to 186 and encodes 61 amino acids. The transcript has a single exon. Gene Ontology annotation, biological process: mitochondrial electron transport, cytochrome c to oxygen.